This is a messenger RNA of Triplophysa rosa, 2985 nucleotides long. Its product is annotated as lysophosphatidic acid receptor 6-like. The transcript has 2 exons. Gene Ontology annotation, biological process: positive regulation of Rho protein signal transduction; phospholipase C-activating G protein-coupled receptor signaling pathway. The record is from RefSeq and is a predicted model, not a curated record. Gene Ontology annotation, molecular function: lysophosphatidic acid receptor activity. Gene Ontology annotation, cellular component: membrane. NCBI's taxonomy places the organism in Eukaryota, Metazoa, Chordata, Actinopteri, Cypriniformes, Nemacheilidae. Bases 437 to 1468 code for a protein of 343 amino acids.
CACUUAAAGUACAUGCCUCAGUGUGUACACCAGAGACCGAACGGCAGGUUGACUAGCUAAAGCCAGAUCUACAAUAUUAAGAAGCAAAGAAGAUUAUCAAGCCACAAAUCACGCAAGGUGAAGGAGUCAAGGAAAUUAGAAAUAUUGAGUUUGAAAAAAGAACGGAAUGGUUUGAAGAAACUUCAUAAUUUAUGACGAAAACCAAGGACAAACACGCUAUGGAUUAUAAUUUUGUUGAAGGAGUGAUGCUGUGAUAUCAGUGUCAAAAAACUGAGAGCAUCUUGAAACCUGUGGGUAGGAAAGAAAAAACAACUUCCUGUGCCAGGAACAAGGCGGCUAAACACAUUAUCCGCUACAUCUAAGCGAGAGAUGCAUGAAGAGCAACAAAGGACAUUGAGUGACGUGAACGCUAAACUUUACUCAUCCUAAAUUGAAGAUGAACAGUUCACACAGAAACUGCACGAAAGAUGAAUUCAAAUACGUCUUGUAUAGCACAGUUUUCAGUAUAGUCUUCAUUCUGGGGUUGAUCUUCAACAUGGUGGCCUUGUACAUUUUCCUAUGCAGACUAAAAGUGCGCAAUGAAACCACGACCUACAUGCUAAACCUCAUUGUGUCGGAUACGCUCUUCGUCCUCAGUCUACCAUUCAGGACGUUUUACUUCCUUAACAGAACGUGGCCCUUUGGCCAUGCUUUCUGCAAAAUCUCAGUGGCCUUGUUCUACACCAACAUGUACGGCAGUAUCCUCUUUCUGACGUGCAUCAGCGUGGAUCGCUUCCUGGCUAUCGUUUACCCCUUCGCAUCCAGGACUCUGAGGACCAAACGCAAUGCGAGAAUAGCCUGUUGUGUGGUCUGGAUAGUUCUGCUAUCAGGCGGCUUACCCACAGGCUUUUUGAUGGACACUACAUCGUCCAAUGACAAAAAGUACUGCUUCGAAAAGUUUUCAAACUCGCAGUGGGUGUCCAAGGUCUCUAAAGUGGUGGUCUUUAUGGAGACGGUGGGCUUCUUGAUUCCCCUCAUGAUAAACUUCAUCUGCUCCAUGAAGGUCCUGCAGACCCUACGGCACCCGGAGAGCCUCAACCGGGGAGGGCAACUCAACAAAGCCAAGAUCUUGCGCAUGAUCGUGGUGCACUUGCUCAUUUUCUGUUUUUGCUUCAUCCCGUUCAAUGUAAACCUGGUGUUCUACACGCUGGUGCGAAGUCAGGUUAUUACAAACUGCAUCGUGGAGUCGGUGGUCCGGACCAUUUAUCCAAUCGCAUUCUGCAUAGCGGUGACCAACUGCUGCUUUGAUCCCGUGAUCUAUUACUUCACCUCGGAAACCAUCCAGAACUCCAUUAAACGCAAACCCAAAUCUGUCCAUAAAAACACUCUGAACAAUACAAUUGACAAUGUAGAUAAUUUGAGAAAUGACUGUAUAAAUAAAACCUCAUCUUUACAAGAUAAAUUUAUCAGCGAUGAGUCUUCAGUGUGACUAAAGCCAAGGUGGCAAAUCUCAGACAGGAAAAAUUAUACACCACUAGCAGAAGCUGAUGUGCCAAGAAUGUUCUCCGUUUCCCAGUAAUGACUUCAGAACACAAAGAUAUUUUGGACGCAUACAACCUACUAAUGAUCAAUGAAUUUGAAUUCACAAAUAUAUUUUAAGUGUUAUUGUUUUUGGCUGCUCUUUGAUGGCGUUUACAAUAUCUACUGUAACAGCUGACCGAUCUUAAUUAUUAAAUGUGAUGUAUAUGCAUAUUACAUAUAACUUGAAUUAGUAACAAAUGUGACUUUCAGUGUUAAACAAUUUUAUGAACAGUAGAUUAUAUGCUGUCAUUCUGAAACCUUGUAUCUACACAUUUGCUUGUUUUCAGGAAACUGAAUAAACACUGUACUUUUAAAUGAUUACAUCCUUUUUAUUGGUUAGAUAUUUGCCAAACCCAGUGAGAAACAUAAAUGGUGACUAAUAAUAAUGAUUUAUGACAAAAAAAUAAAUCAUGAAAUAUGGCGAUACGUGGAUUCAGACGGACAGCAGCGAUGUGUAAAGGUGCUCAAACGUUUGAUUUUACAUUAGAAAUGUCAAACCUUGAGUUUGACAUUUUUGCCUAUCCAUAUUGCUGUAGAUAUACAGUUUUAUUCCCUAUUAAACAGGCAAUUAAAAAUCUGGUUUGUCAAGUAAAUUUCACAUCUAUUAUUACAAAACAAAAGACAUUGAUGCUUCCCAAAAAAUGAUUCCCAGCUAUUUCCAGGAACAAACUCUUGGUAUUGUUUUCCAUGCCAAGCCGUCACUAAAACAAACUCCAAUUAUAUCUGCUCAGUUUAAGUACAAGCACUUCCCAAGGAAAGGGAGCAGCCUGUAGACCAAAAUGACACACCGUAUGUUUAUGUGUAAUGAUGAUAUCGGCGCUGGUCAUUGUAGAAAAUGAAGCUGAUGACGUCCAUGUCUGCAGGGUGCGACCGCUGGGAUUUCACAGCAGCAGCUCAAGCAUAGUUUCAUUUUUUAUGAUUGAAUCAUUCUUUCAGGAUGAUUUAUGAUAUCUAUUAUUUCGCAAUGAAAUGUUACUAUGAAAGAUUUUUUUUAUUACGUUUCAUGAGAGAACUAAACAAAUUCAAAAGAGCAAAAUCAUGUGUUCAGAAGACUUAAACAGGACUGAACACGUUGCUCCAUCACCCUGCAUUCCUUGCAUAAUCGCAUGCCUGGGGGCCACACUUCCACACAUUCAAAUCAUGCUGGUAAAGCAUUUCUUUUAUAAUGUAACAGUUGAAUAAAAACUGUGUCAUUAUUAACUCAUGUUCAUGUUGUUUCGAACAAGUACGACCUACUUUCUUCUGUAAAACAACUUAGUCCCGUUGCUAGGGUUGGAGGGGAUAGGGGGCUUAGUCCCCUCAGAACAUUUUCAUGUAUGCGUUGUGUAUAUGUAUAUGUUCGUUGGGAUAGAACCCAUGACUUUUGAGUUGCCAGCACAAUGCUCUACCAAUUGAACUACAGGAACAUGGGGAAAACAUAUAUAA